Molecule: messenger RNA, 2509 nt
Organism: Punica granatum (pomegranate)
Lineage: Eukaryota; Viridiplantae; Streptophyta; Magnoliopsida; Myrtales; Lythraceae
Source: RefSeq, a predicted model, not a curated record
AAAGAAAAUAAAAAAGGAUCACCAAAUCAAAACCUUAAUCCAAUGUGUCUUCGUUGAUCAAAACGAUAAUCCAUAUUCAUCUCCAACUCAAUCUAUCGUUGUGCCAUUAUCGAGGGAUUCAUUCGAAAAUACGAACUUUUUGAUCAUAGGAAAAUGCCUCAUCCGACCUUGCAGCCGCCCGAGAAGUCUGCCAGCUCCGUACACGCCGAGAACGAGAAGCAUAUUGGCCCUGCCUCACCAAGUGUCAAUGCCGUGUCGCAAGAACCAAUCGAGGAGGAGCAGAAGGGAUCGGAUGGCGACGGAGAGCGGCCUCCCUUGCCCGACCUAAGCCUCUCGCAGGUCCUGGAAGAGGUGGACGCCUUCCUCAAUAAACUAUCAUCGUCCAAUGGCUCCGACGAGAAUAACGUGCCGAUGGAGAUCCCGGAUGCCAUCGAGGUCUUGUCAAGGACGGUGGAAUCUGUGAUCGAAAAGUGUAACUACGUCCCGGGCGAAGGGAAAUCUAAGUGCUGCCAGAUUAAUGAUGAGGAUUGUUCGUCCUUCUUUGAUGCGAUCGAUCGCCUCUCUAAGGUCACCAAAAAGCUUGGUGAGCUGUCCCCAAGUCCCACCACGUCGAGUUUUUUAAACCGGACAAGCGCAGUGUUGCAAAGGGCCAUGUUGUGUCUCGAGGACGAGCUCCGGACCAUCCUAGAGAAUGCAAAGGGUGGCGGAGGUGGCAAGGUCGAUCACCACCAUCCGCCGGAUAAUAACAUCAACCAGAAGCACUCGAAGUCCGCGGCGAAGCACAGUUCCUUCAAUAACCACAACAAUCAUCACGAGUCGACGGAUCACAAGCCUGAGCCCGAGCCUGCUGGAAGCUCUGAGGAAGAGACGUUCCCUGGCAUUUCCGCCGAGGCAGUCUCAAAGAUGAACAAGAUCGCCAGCGCGAUGAUUCACGCAGGCUAUGAGAAUGAGUGCUGCAUCCUGUACAGCAUUAUGCGGAGGAACACUCUCAAGUCCGCGUUAAUUAAUCUCGGGUUUGAAAUCAUAAGCAUUGACGAUUUACAAAAGAUGCAAUGGGAAUCUCUCGAGGGGGAGAUCGCGUCAUGGAUCGGGAUCGUGAGGGAGUGUUCGACAAGCCUCUUCUCGAAGGAGCGGAAUUUAUGCGAGUCAGUUUUCUCCAAUCAUCUUGAGAUAGCUAGAGGACUGUUUGGGAACCUUGAGACGGCAGUGUGCGUGCACUUUCUGAACUUUGCGGAGGCGGCUGUGCUAACAAAGCGGUCAGCAGAGAAGCUGUUCAAGUUCUUGGAUAUUUACGAGGCCAUGCGGGACCUCGGCAGUUCCAUCAGCGGGGCCGAGGAUGGCGCCGACCCUGAGGAGAAGAGUCUAAGGUCAGAGAUAGAGGAGGCCAAGGCCCAUAUAGGAGAGGCUGCGGUGAGCAUGUUCUGUGAACUGGAAAACUCAAUACAAAGCGAUAACGGGCGGACCCCGGUCCCAAGCGGGGCGGUCCACCCGCUCACCCGAUACACCAUGAACUAUCUUGAGUACGCGUGCGUGUAUAGAGAUACACUCGAGCAGGUCUUCCGUCAGAAUUGCCGCAGAGCAGGAGCUGGAUCGCAACCCAGCGAAGGGAAAGAUGAGGAUGAGGCAAGCACAGGCCGCACGGAGUUUGCAGCGCAGCUGGUGAGGGUGAUGGAGCUGCUCGACGCGAACCUUGAUAUGAAGUCCAGGCUGUACCGGGACCCUUCAUUGCGGUAUAUAUUCCUGAUGAAUAACGGGCGUUACAUCCUGCAGAAGAUUAAAGGAUCAAAUGAGAUACACGAGGUGAUGGGAGACACGUGGUGCCGGAGGAGGUCGUCGGACCUCCGGAGCUACCACAAGAACUACCAGCGGGAGACGUGGUACCGGCUGUUGCAGUGCCUGAGCCACGAGGGGCUGCUGGUGAACGGGAAGGUGUCGAAGCCAGUGCUCAAGGAGAGGUUCAAGAGCUUCAACGCCAUGUUCGAUGACAUCCAUAAGACGCAGAGCGCGUGGGUCGUGAGCGACGAGCAGCUCCAGUCGGAGCUCCGUGUCUCAAUCUCCGCCGUCGUCACCCCGGCAUACCGCUCCUUCCUAGGGCGGUUCAACCAGUACCUCGCCCCGGGGAGGCAGAGCGAGAAGUACAUCAAGUACCAGUCCGAGGAUAUUGAGUCACUCAUCGAUGAGUUGUUCGACGGGAACCGGACCUCCAUGGCCAGGCGAAGAACAUAGAAUAAAAGCAUACCAUGAUGCAACCAUAGAGGUAUGGACCAUAUGCAGCUGAUACGGAUUUCAUCAUUCUCGGUUUUUACUGUUACAAUUUUUUUUUCUUUUUUGGUUUACAUACACACAUACACAUACAUAUAUAUUAUGCAUUUUUGUUCUGGUAAAUUUGUUGUAAAAUUAUGCAUAUACUUCAUCUGGUCUGUCUUGUUUGAUGAUACGGAAAUGGAAUUGUUGACACGGAAGAUCAGGAGAGUGAUGUAAGGCAACAAACGAUUUGUUGUUGAUCCAU